This is a messenger RNA of Oreochromis aureus, 2140 nucleotides long. RefSeq names its product transmembrane protein 51b (gene tmem51b). The transcript is spliced from 3 exons. NCBI's taxonomy places the organism in Eukaryota, Metazoa, Chordata, Actinopteri, Cichliformes, Cichlidae. The coding region runs from base 301 to 1140 and encodes 279 amino acids. The record is from RefSeq and is a predicted model, not a curated record.
GGACACGGGCGCACUUUACAACAGGGGGUGGCGAGGUUUCACUACGCUUGGAAUUUGUGCAAAGUUCUUGUCAACUCUGUUUUUAUCUGCAGCGGUAAACAUUGUGUUGAUCAAUCCGUCUGCGAUUUAAAAACUUUUUAAAAGGAAAAAAAAAGUUGAACCGGUCCUGACUUGCUGCGUCUAUGUCGUCUCCUUCUCUUCCCCUCUGAUCUUCCUGAAAACACCUGCGUGAGUCAGGUAACUCACCGAUGAAGAGGGAAGUCCUUGGCCACUGAGCGGUGAAAAGGUUGUUUUGCAGGUAUGUGUUCCAGUCAGGGUAUAUGCGGUAACAACGGCCGUUCCAACAGAUCCUCCAGCUCAAGGAGCUCUGGUUCAGGCGCCCACUAUGCCCUGUGUGCCCUUGGAGUGGGCCUCAUUGCCCUUGGCAUUGUCAUGAUUGUUUGGACUGUGAUACCUGGAGGGGAUUCAGGUGCCUCUCCAAAACCAUCAAGCAACUCCACAGGACCUAAUAACAAUGGUGGUGGUAAUAAUUCAGAUGCCACCAAGACCCCUACAGUGGCCAUGGUGCUUGUUGGAGUUGGGGCAGUGAUGUUGAUCUUGGCCAUUGGCCUUGGUUUAAAGAGCAAGAAGAGAGCUCAGGAUAGAAGGAGUGAGCCUGUGACCACAGGAAUCCCCUUCAUGACUCAGAUACCAGAGGAGCCUCAGCCCGACCCAACUACGUAUAACGUGCCAAGCUAUGAGGAAGUCGUCAGCAGCAGUGAGUACCCUGUGCGUCAGAGUAACCUUCGGCAGAGCACCUCUCACCUGCCGUCCUACGAGGACAUCAUAGCUGCGGUGGAAAACGAGGGAACAGAGCCCGCUAACAACACGACUGACGACACCCCUGUUAAUGAUCAACCUGCAGCCGCCGAGCCUCCAUCUGAACCCGCUGGCCUUACAUCUAACCCCAGUAUGCCAACCCGCAGUGCUAGUCGGGCCAGCCGUUUGCUCCGGCCCCUCCGAGUGAGAAGAAUCAAAUCUGACAAACUGCACCUGAAGGACUUCCGCCUUCAAAUCCGCACCCCCACACAGAACCCAGUAACCAUUGAACCCAUCACUCCUCCUCCACAGUAUGAAGAUAAGAUGCCUGAAUUUAAGUAGGGCAGCGUUCCACAUCUACCUUAUUGUGUGUUUCUAAAAAAGGAAAAAAAUUUAUGUAACGCUUAUGAAUUUAGUGGAUUUAUCAUAACAUUUCUGGAAAAAACGAUUUGAAAGGGUUAUGUUAAGUAGGUAAAUACAGUAAGAACAAAGGGGCCACACACGCCCACUGCUGAAAUUAGAAUAUUGUUCUUCACCAAAGAGCUCUGGAUUUGCAUAUUUAAUCUAUUAUAAUUCAUUAUUAGGUAUGCGUGAAAGGAUCCGCUUUCAGAGUUAAGUCUGUCGUCUUAACGAUCAUGUUAUAACUUAUGUCAAACAGAAGAUAGUCUUUCAGUUUUAUUUAUUAGCCAGCCAUAACAUGUUUUUCACCUUUCCAAGACUUUAUGUUGUUGCCAUGUCUUGAUUCUGGUUUGCUUUGAAGUUUGGAGAAGUUGAAGCUACAUUCUGCGAUUAAUUGAUUUUUUUUUUUUUUUUUUUUUUUUUUUUAAUCAUGCUUUUUUUUUUUAGAAUAGAAAAUUAAAUUGGUUUUUCUGUGUGUGUGUAUUUUUUAAACUCCAAGUCUUAAAGAAACUUUAUUCUUUAAGAUAAAUGUUAAGAGAGAAAAAUAUAUAUUUUGGCACAUCCUAACCAGAAGAAAGGUUUUGGAUAUUCUGGUGAUGUAUCAUUUUUAUUCAUUGUCUCUUAAAGUGUUGAAAUGUUUAGAUUUCUUUAACUAUGUUGUAAUAUUUGUAAAAAGUGAAGAAUAAUUUUUUUUUCUAUUUUGUUUAAGUUCAACUUUAUAUUUUUGUUUCAAAAUGUCCAUAAAACAAGUUCAGUGUGUAUUUAAUCCUCAUGUAAUGUCAACAUUAAUAAAAGCAACUACAUUUACUAAAAGUAUGACGAUCCAAUGUUAGGAUGCAGUUUAAUUUUCCUACAUUUGCUUGCUAUACGUUUGGGGGGAAAAAAUAACAUGCACGUACUGUAAUUCGACUUUUGAUUAAUAAAAUCAAAUGGUGAAUGUUUU